Messenger RNA from Pantherophis guttatus, 2082 nucleotides. RefSeq names its product WAS/WASL interacting protein family member 3 (gene WIPF3). The record is from RefSeq and is a predicted model, not a curated record. Lineage: Eukaryota; Metazoa; Chordata; Lepidosauria; Squamata; Colubridae. Gene Ontology annotation, molecular function: actin binding.
ACCGGAUUCGGGAGCUUUGGAGUCGCUGCGCUUGUGCUGGCGGAUAACGAAGACCGGCCGAUUGGGCUUUCUUCCUAUCUUAUUCCAGAACAAGCCCCAGACACAGAUGACUCAGUUUGGAGGCCAUUAAUGAGAGCUCUCGAUCUCUGAUUGUGGAUAACAGAUGCCUGUGUCACCGCCACCACCACCUCCUCCUCCUCCUCUCCCACCCUCUUCCUCUGGAGGACCACCACCUCCACCUCCUCCUCCACCACCACCACCUCUUCCAUCCUCUUCCAGAGGUCCUCCAUCGCUGACUUCCCCUACUUCUUUUUCAUCAUCAUCUGGAGAUCAUCCUCCUCCUCCACCACCACCACCACCACCACCACCACCUUCAUUUCCUGUGACAAACACAGAACCACCCAAAGUGAAAAGGGAGGAAUCCAAAAGUCGAAGUGCUUUAUUACAUGAGAUCCAAAGAGGGACUCGACUGAGAAGAAUAAGCCAGAUCAAUGAUCGCAGUGCUCCACAGAUUGACACUGACAGAAGAAGGCCCAGCAAAGAUGGAGGAAGCUCUGGAAAUUGUAGCACUGAAAUACCUCAGGCAUUAGGGAACCUUUUUGCAGAAGGAUUCCCUGUUCUGAGACCAGUGGGCCAAAGAGACUUAGCAGUGAAUAGGACCGGAAAGCCACCUAUUGCCAAAACAGCCCCAGUCCCACUCAACAAUAAUGGGAAGUCCAGUGGCAACUUUCAGAUCUCCCCAAGUGGCCCUAAGCAAGCAGAUGAGUCAGAAGCAUCCAAGAUCCAGAGUGCUAUGCCAGCUCACCCCAGUAUUCCUGCUCCUCCUGCUCCUACUUCAGUUCCAUCUCCUCCUUCUCCACCUCCUCCUCCACCACCACCACUAUUACCAUCUCCCUCUGGCAAACCAUCACUUAUCUUUCCCCCUCCUCCCCCUGUACCACCACCUCCUUUUGAGCAUCCUAAUAAGUUCCCUUCUCCAGACAUGGCGGCUGCUGCUGCUGCAUCCUCUCAGAUUAGAACUCCUAAAAGUCACGUCUCCCCAUUGCACAUACCAUCUCCUCCACCAUUACCCUUGUCUCCAUCAUCUCCCUCUGGGCUUCCAGGGAAAAUUAAUGAAUGUUCCAGCCCAAGCUCCCCCCAGCUCGAUCUAAAACAUAAUUCUCCCCCCAUGCCGCCACCACCACCACCUCCUCCUCUCCCAGGACCUUCUAUGUCUACUUUUUCUUUAACUAGAACCUCAAUGUUUUCACCACCAUCACCAACAUGUGCCUUGAACAGCAGCAGCGAUUCUGCUUCCCUAAUGCCUCCCAAGAGCCAGUUGCAAAAGCUCCCCAUUCAAUCAGUGCCUCUUCCCUUUACUCCCCCAAGCACACAGCAAGCUCCUGCAAUGCAGAAAAGGAGACAAGGAAGAGGUGGAGCAAAAUUGAUGCCACCACCUGUUCCUCCUGCAAGGUCUCCCACAACUGAGCUCACAAGCAAAUGCCAAUUCACACAAGUAUCUCCGUGGACACCAGCUACUCAGGACCCAGAUGAUUUUGAAUCGAAAUUUACUUUCCAUCCCGUGGAAGACUUUCCUCCACCAGAGGAGUUCAAGCCUUUUAAGAAAAUUUAUCCUAGCCAAGAAGUGAGAAAUAAAGCAAGCAACCCCCCUUUACGACCGCAAGCGAGAUGAGAUCAACAAUUUAAGGGUAUUCCAAAAAAAAUCAAGAGGUCACCGAUUGCAGUAUAAAAUGUAGGGCAUAUUUUUGUUAGUCAUGAGAUAGGUACAGGCAAAUAUGGCACUUAAAAGACUGCUGGAUGCAGAUGGGCCAGAAUGAGAGUGCAUGUUCAGUUAUAAAAAAGUUACAACAUAAUGUAUUUUGAUUUAAAUUGCUUUAAAACUGGCCUGAAUUUUAUUUUUAAAAUGGAGUAUUGUAAUUUACAUAGCUGUUCAUUCUUAUAUGGUAUAUUUUGGUACAGUAAAAUUGAUUGCCUGUAUUGUAUGCAUUUCAGUUGCCCAUGGAGUUUCUGUUGUAAUUAAUUCAUUAUUUCCAAAUUUGAUUUACUGAUUUACAUUGUAUAAUAUAUAAAUUUCUGGCAAGA